UGAUAAUUUUGCACUGUACUUCGCGAGGUCAAGGUGGGAGCAAGAAGUUGAGGAAGCUGAGCCGUAAACGAUGUCGAGAGCUCUUUCUCUCCGGCGCUCAAUCCAUCAUCUCCUCUGCCGCGGUCCCUCUCAACCCAUUUCCACCGCCUUCCCGCCGACAAAGCCGCCGAUCCCUCCAAACAAUCGCUAUCCAUCAAACCCUGUUCGCACAUUCUCAACCUCCUCUCCCGCGCCGGCUUCGUCGGAAGCUGAGCUGCGGCGGUACCUCGGCUACACAGCGCUCGUGCUCUUCUGCGGAGCCGCCACUUACUUCUCAUUCCCCUUCUCGGAGAACGCCAAGCACAAGAAAGCCCAGCUCUUUAGGUACGCCCCAUUGCCCGAGGAUCUGCACACCGUUUCCAAUUGGAGCGGCACUCACGAGGUCCAGACCCGGAACUUCCACCAGCCCGAAACUUUGGAGGAAUUGGAGAAGCUGGUGAAGGAUGCCGACGAGAAGAAAACCAGGAUCCGGCCAGUCGGGUCGGGGCUCUCGCCCAAUGGGAUCGGGCUGUCGCGUGCUGGGAUGGUGAAUUUGGGUCUGAUGGAUAAAGUUCUUCAAGUGGAUAAGGAGAAGAAGACGGUGAGGGUUCAAGCUGGGAUAAGGGUGCAGCAGCUGGUUGAUGGGAUCAAAGAGUAUGGCCUUACCUUGCAGAAUUUUGCAUCCAUUAGAGAACAGCAGAUUGGUGGCAUUAUUCAGGUUGGUGCACACGGGACUGGUGCGAAGUUGCCACCAAUUGAUGAACAGGUCAUUAGUAUGAAAUUGGUGACUCCUGCCCAAGGCACGAUAGAGAUUUCGAAAGACAAAGACCCAGAUCUGUUCUAUCUUGCUCGUUGUGGUCUUGGAGGCCUUGGAGUAGUUGCUGAAGUCACCUUACAGUGUGUUGAGCGUCAAGAGCUUGUGGAGCAUACUUAUGUCACAGACAUGAACGAUUUGAAGAAAAACCACAAGAGGCUACUGUCUGAGAAUAAGCAUGUGAAGUACUUGUACAUCCCCUAUAGUGAUGCUGUUGUAGUUGUCACCUGUAAUCCUAUUUCAAAGUGGCGGGGUCCCCCGAAAUUCACACCGAAGUAUACUAAAGAUGAAGCAAUACAGCAUGUUCGUGAUCUAUACAAGGAGUGCCUUGAAAAGUACAGGAAUGGAGAAAUCACGGCUAAUCUUGUUGAUGAGCUAUCAUUUACUGAAUUAAGAGACAAAUUGAUUGCUCUAGAUCCUCUCAACAAAGAGCACAUUGUCAGGAUUAAUUGUGCUGAGGCUGAGUUCUGGAGGAAGUCAGAAGGCUACAGGGUUGGGUGGAGUGAUGAAAUUUUGGGCUUCGAUUGUGGUGGGCAACAGUGGGUAUCAGAAACAUGCUUUCCUGCUGGUUCCCUUUCCAACCCUAGUAUGAAAGAUCUUGAAUACAUUGAAGAUUUGAAGCAGCUCAUCGAGAAAAGACGGAUACCUGCACCUGCUCCCAUAGAGCAACGUUGGACAGCUCGUAGCCGGAGCCACAUGAGCCCAGCCUCCAGCUCAAACGAGGAUGAAAUAUUUUCUUGGGUUGGUAUAAUCAUGUAUCUUCCUACAAUGGAUGGCCGCCAGAGAAAGGACAUCACAGAUGAGUUCUUCCAUUAUCGACGUUUGACUCAGACUGCGCUAUGGGAUAAAUAUUCUGCUUAUGAACAUUGGGCUAAGAUAGAGGUUCCGAGGGAUAAGGAAGAGCAAGCAGCAUUGCAAGCAAGGCUAAGAGAGCGCUUUCCUGUUGAUACAUAUAAUACUGCCCGAAAGGAAUUGGACCCCAACAGAAUCUUUGCUAAUAACAAGCUGGAGAAGUUGUUCCCAGUAUCACAAGCUGCUUGAUUUCUUGGUUGCUUUCUUAUCCCCCUCUUAGUAGUGUGGGAACUUGUAUACUAUAAACCGCUGCCUCUUUGCUUUGCUUGGGUAAACCUAGGCCUUUUGGUCUGGUAGAACUAGAUACGAAAACUGACUAACUGAGAAAGUUUCACCAGAAAUAAAUGGCCAUAUUUUCAAGCUCUGGGCCAAUAAUGCCCUGGCAGGCUACUCAUCUGCUCGCAAUGUGAUUAUGUACCAUUCUUUUGGUAUGAUCAAUAGAAUCAUUUUAUAGUCUUGAUGUUCAGUAUUUGCAUGGUAGCCAGUAUAAUUACAGAAAUGUGUACUUGUAGAAAUUUUCUUGUUUAGAGCUGUUUUCUCGGGUCACAGGCAUCAGUUAAUCUUGAGCAAAUUCGGAAGCCUGCAGCUGCUCAGAAGUGAUGGUUGUCGACUUCUUCCUAAGAGAUCAACUGUUUCGUCUCAGGUACUAAUCUGGAGGAAUUGCUUUUGUUUCAGUAUGCAAUACAUUCUGAAAUGCUGU
Linum trigynum is the source of this 2384-nucleotide messenger RNA. Lineage: Eukaryota; Viridiplantae; Streptophyta; Magnoliopsida; Malpighiales; Linaceae. The record is from the annotation of a GenBank genome assembly.